This is a messenger RNA of Olea europaea var. sylvestris, 863 nucleotides long. RefSeq lists its product as uncharacterized. The record is from RefSeq and is a predicted model, not a curated record. Bases 61 to 642 code for a protein of 193 amino acids. The transcript has a single exon. Lineage: Eukaryota; Viridiplantae; Streptophyta; Magnoliopsida; Lamiales; Oleaceae.
CAGAACAAUAUUCUAGAAAGCCUAUAAAUUUUUUCCCAUUUUUUAUCAAAAUAUUCUUGAAUGUACGUCGAACAAAAUAUGAAAAUGCAGAAAAAGGGCUCAUCAAAUUCUGGUCGGAGAGCAUGGAAUAUCCUUCAUUUAGCCCUUUUAUGGGCAAGAAAAGGUGACAUAUUCAGAAACAAAUUCUCCAUAAGUUUAAGCUUACUUCAAAAAGGUGUUAAGAGUCUCCGCCACCCAAAAGGCGGCAGCGGCGCCCUCAUUUACGGCGAGCGUCAACUCUCCUUUGACCAAACUCCGAUCAUCCAUGUCAAAAUGCACCGCCCUUCUUCUCUCCGGUUCAAGAUGCCACACAUUCCCUGCAUUAGUCGCCAUGUGGAUUUUGAUUACGAUUUUGAGUUCAAUGAUAAUGAGGACAGAAUUUAUUACAGUGAUGUACCCAGAAAGAGUUUCUUAAAGGGAGUAGAGGAUCAAAAUUAUGAUCAUGAACUUAAUCGAGUCAGCGAAGAAAUUUAUGAGUCUUCUGAUGAAGGAAUUGAUUUGAAAGCUGAGCAGUUUAUAGCAAAAUUCUAUGAGCAAAUGAAGAUGCAGAGACAGAUAUCUUAUCUACAGUACAAUGACGUGCUUAACAAAUCUUCAACUUGAUCAAUGUAUACCUACACUAAGACACAGGACGUGGUUUGAACAAUCUAUUGGUUUCAUAUACACUCUGUUUUUGUACUUUUUUGUUUUGGCGACAAUUUUAGAAGAGUUAUGGGCGGCAUUUUUUGGUAGAUACUUGAGGUUUUAGUAUUAAUGCUGUUUAGUUUUUAAAGAAUAAUUCUUUUAUACAUUUCAAUAAUGCGUUUGACGCUUUAUAUUAUAAA